This is a messenger RNA of Homarus americanus (American lobster), 3682 nucleotides long. Its product is annotated as phosphatidylinositol phosphatase PTPRQ-like. The transcript is spliced from 12 exons. Lineage: Eukaryota; Metazoa; Arthropoda; Malacostraca; Decapoda; Nephropidae. Gene Ontology annotation, cellular component: membrane. Gene Ontology annotation, molecular function: protein binding; cytokine receptor activity. The record is from RefSeq and is a predicted model, not a curated record. The coding region runs from base 1 to 3045 and encodes 1014 amino acids.
AUGACAGCUUUUGAUUUAGUGUUGGCUGUAGCAAAACAUCAUCAUAAUUGUGAACAAGUAUUUCUCCGGAACAGAGAUGAAAAGGAAGAAUCCAUUGGCAGACCAUCUGAUCAGGUUCAGGAGGAAGCUUUCAUGAAAUUUUGUGCUUUUCUUGAUGCGAAUGAUGAAUACAAUUCAGACCUACAGCUGUCAGCGGGAGCAGACUAUAUAAAAGCUUCGUGGUUGAAGGAGUUUAAAGCGACCUCCUACAGUAUCAACUGGACACCCAAAGAUCACGGCGGGACGUACACUAUGGACGGUGGUAACAAUAUUAGCUAUACGAUCACAGACCUUCAGCCGUGUACUGACUACACUGUCACUGUCCAGCCGAUGAAGAACAGCAGUAAAGAAGGCCUGCCUCUUACAGCGACUACAACAACAACCAUCGCUGACCCUGAUCCGAAGCUAAAGGUCGUCACGGUGAAAAGUCAGUCCUCCACUCAGCUGUUCGUGAACUGGACCGCGGCACAAGGCGUUGGAAACUGUUGCGUCACCUACCUGAUCACCUGGGGGCCCGCCAGUAAGGCUCAUGGUGGUGGUUCAGCUACCACCACCUCCUUGAACUACUCCAUCACCCAGCUGGACACCUGGACCAUCUACCACGUGUGUGUGGCCGCCCAGACUCGUACAGACUACAAUAAGGACACAUGUGCCGACGGAAGGACAGACGAGGACGCACCAGGACCUCCAGUCAUCACGUCUGUGGUGUCAUCCUCGUUCUCGUCAAUAAGAGUAUCAUGGAGUUCCCCAGAAAACCCCAACGGCAUCAUCACCAAGUAUAAUGUUAGCUGGACCUGGGAGGGGAAUAAAGACCAUGACAUAACCAAUGACACCACCACCAGCUGCACCAUCACCGACCUGACUCCCUGUACCAACUACAGCGUCACCGUCACGGCUACUACAAGCAAAGGUUAUGGUCCAGAGAGUAAGGCAGCAACUGGAACAACUCAUAGUAAAGACCCUGACCCAGUCACUGGCGUCAACGUGAACAACUAUACAGACAACUCCACUCUGCUGGACGUGAGCUGGUCGGAGGUACAAGACGUCGGCAACUGUGACGUCACCUACAAGAUCACCUGGAGUCCCGCCAGUAACGGUGAUGGUAGUAAUACAACUACUACCACCUCGCUGAGUUACAUCAUCACCCAGCUGGAGGCCUGGACCACCUACCACGUGUGUGUGGCCUCCAAGACGAACAGUAGCUACACUAGUGGCACAUGCAUGAAUGGCACAACAGAGGAGGACACACCAGGACCUCCAGUCAUCACGUCUGUGAUGCCAUUCUCGUUCUCGUCAAUAAAAGUAUCAUGGAGUCCCCCAGAAAACCCCAACGGCAUCAUCACCAAGUAUAAUGUUAGCUGGACCUGGGAGGGGAAUAAAGACCAUGACAUAACCAAUGACACCACCACCAGCUACACCAUCACCGACCUGACUCCCUGUACCAACUACAGCGUCACCGUCACGGCUGCUACAAGCAAAGGUUAUGGUCCUGAGAGUAAGGCAGCAACUGGAACUACUGAUAGUAAAGACCCUGACCCAGUCACUGGCGUCAACGUGAACAACUAUACAGACAACUCCACUCUGCUGGACGUGAACUGGUCGGAGGUACAAGACGUCGGCAACUGUGACGUCACCUACAAGAUCACCUGGAGUCCCGCCAGUAACGGUGAUGGUAGUAAUACAACUACUACCACCUCGCUGAGCUACAUCAUCACCCAGCUGGAGGCCUGGACCACCUACCACGUGUGUGUGGCCUCCAAGACGAACAGUAGCUACACUAGUGACACAUGCAUGAAUGGCACAACAGACGAGGACACACCAGGACCUCCAGUCAUCACGUCUGUAGUGUCAUUCUCGUUCUCGUCAAUAAAAGUAUCAUGGAGUCCCCCAGAAAACCCCAACGGCAUCAUCACAGAGUAUAAUGUUAGCUGGACCUGGGAGGGGAAUAAAGACCAUGACAUAACCAAUGACACCACCACCAGCUGCACCAUCACCGACCUGACUCCCUGUACCAACUACAGCGUUACCGUCACGGCUGCUACAAGCAAAGGUUAUGGUCCAGAGAGUAAGGCAGCAACUGGAACUACUGAUAGUAAAGACCCUGACCCAGUCACUGGCGUCAACGUGAACAACUAUACAGACAACUCCACUCUGCUGGACGUGAGCUGGUGGGAGGUACAAGACGUCGGCAACUGUGACGUCACUUACAAGAUCACCUGGAGUCCCGCCAGUAACGAUGAUGGCAGUAAUACAACUACCACCACCUCGCUGAGCUACAUCAUCACCCAGCUGGAGGCCUGGACCACCUAUCAUGUGUGUGUGGCCUCCAAGACGAACAGUAGUUACAGUAAUGACACAUGCAUGAAUGGCACAACAGACGAGGACACACCGGGGCCUCCAGCCGACACCAGGAUACAUUCUGAAACUUCACAUUCCUUACUGGUGGCAUGGAAACCCCCUGAGAAGCCCAGAGGCAUCAUAACAAAUUACACUGUUACCUGGAACCCGUCGAGCGUGAACGGUAAUAACAGUGAUCAUGUUAAUGGGAACAUCACUCAUUACAAUAUCACCAGUUUGGAGGCAUGUAUCCCUUAUAUUAUCAAAAUCAAGGCCGCAACUAUCAAAGGUUAUGGUGACCAGUAUAUUGAAGCCAAUGGUACUACAAGUGAUAAACCUCCAGAAGCAACCCAGAAGGUCACUUGUGACCCGCCCACCAUCCCUCGCUACUUGACAGUCUCAUGGUCCACAAUCAGGUCAAGUUGUCCAGUACGAAGGUAUUCAGUAAACUACACUGGCCGCGUAUUGUGGUCACACAACAACACACACGACUCACGAUGCACAGACUCCAUAUAUGUGGACCUGAAGAACUUAACAUCUUGGACGACUUACAACGUGUGUGUAGCUGGAGUGAUUGCCAAUGACAUUGUUGGUGCCUGGAACUGCUGCCAGGCCACUACUCUGGAGUCAGAAACGAGCAGUCCUGUAAAACCAUUGAAAACGGGAUAAAAACAAAACAAGAUGGCGGCCAUUCAAUGUUGUGCCAUAUCUGGGGUGGCUCGUCUUCUAUCCAACUGUUAGAUAGGGUGUAAUCAAAGGCAUUUCAUCUUAUGAACUCUCCUCCCUUAGUCAAUAAUCUCUCUUCUCUUUCUCUUCGACACAAUGUUGCUUCACUCUCUCUCUUUUACAGGUAUUUUAACGGGCAAUGUUCGGUGGAUUUGACAUCCUGUGUACCGCCGGCAGGACAAGGGCGCGCAAUACUUAUCUUGCCCACGGUGAACACCAUUUUUGUGUUGAUGUCGGUCACACUAGAAUAAACCGUUAUUGUACACUCGGAAACCAUUCUCUAGCCCACCUGGGUUGGUGCUGGAGGUCAGUACAGCGUCUUUUCUGGACGGGUGCCCACUCUAACUAUCACGCGGCAACACAUGCACGAACUUUAACACAGUCAUAGUACGGCUGCAUAGAUAAUAUUAUGUAUAAAUAGUGUAUGUGGCAUUUUAUACCCUGCAUUAUCUUCAUUAUAAAUGAACACGAAGAAAAAAUUACCAUAUGUUGUAGUUACGAAUAGGUAAUAGGUAACACUUUUAAGUUCAGUAUUUAUAGAAAACCAACUAAUGUGUGUUCAUACAUUCAUUAUUAUUCU